Messenger RNA from Sitophilus oryzae (rice weevil), 4801 nucleotides. RefSeq names its product sarcospan. Bases 309 to 1265 code for a protein of 318 amino acids. The transcript is spliced from 6 exons. The record is from RefSeq and is a predicted model, not a curated record. Lineage: Eukaryota; Metazoa; Arthropoda; Insecta; Coleoptera; Curculionidae. Gene Ontology annotation, cellular component: sarcolemma; dystrophin-associated glycoprotein complex.
GUAAACGAGAUUUGACCACCGGUAGACCGACAGGUAACAAAAGAGUGGAGAACCCCAUUCACCAACGACGGCGAAAACGGAUAUUCCACCGCUUAGUUCGUUUUCGUAUUCAAAGAAAUCGCUAUCGAUGUGUGCUGUCUCGUUUAGUCGCCGCUUCGUGUUAUCUUCGGUUUUACAAAAAUGCGGUAAAAUUAUACUAAAUGUCAUCGUAAAAAUGAUAGUUUUUUAGUUUGUCUCGUGCUAUUGUGGAAAUUCUUCGUAUUAAUUAAGGAAAGAAAUAAAGCUUUAGGAUAUUAAACAGAAAAGAAAUGGAGAACAAUAACUACGCAAUGAACAAUAAGGAGCAGAACAAUAAAACGAACGAACACACUGCUGAAAACGAAACUGGUUCUAGUCCUGCAUUGAAUACCAAUCACGAUCAUCAUAUUUACAACAAUUUAAACGGUAACAAUGGAAAUGCAAACGGAUCACUAAACAACAGGUUAAUAGAAACGCCGAAUCCCACUCAAGUUAUUUGUCUGAAUACCACGGUCCCACAGAAUAUCGCAGCUCGAAAUUUAGGCGAUAAACACACGCCAACAAGAAACAGCUUGAGGCACAGCAGAAUGAUCGUCAUGAAUAGGCACGGAAAAGUUCCAAAAAAAUAUCUUCCACUUAUAAUUAGAAGCUACAAAUUAGUGAAAUCAAUGAAAAUUGUCACCAUCCUCUUGGGAAUAGCUUUGUCUAUUCUGUCGGUAUGGUUUGUUCUCUGGACACCAACUCUUACUUCAAAAGACUAUCCUUACUGGAGUGCAGUUCCGAUAUUUUUCUCUGGUGUAAUUGGAUGUGCCUUUUUAGGAUUCUGCCCUAGACCAUAUCCAGGUCGAAAGUUAGGCGCUCAUUAUCACAUAUCUAAAUUCGCCAGCAUCGUCUCUACGUCAGUCUCAAUCAUGGCGGCGAUCGUGGUACUCAUCCUAGCCGUCCUACACUUACUCUUCAUCCAUAGCACUACCUGCUUACCUCACGACAAGUUCAACAAGACCUGCGUAUGUUCACCAAACGUCACUAGCUCCGUCUAUACCGACUCGUAUCACUACGAAGAUUUAUCCUGCGAUGAAGUCGACGUUACCCUUAAUGUUUUACUGUUAGUUUCGUGCAUUCUUAAUUUAAUAGCUAUAGUUUUAGAAACGUUUUAUCUUUACGUACACUGGACAAGUACGAGGAAAUACGUGUACACUAAAGUGCCGCUGAAAAAUUCAGAUGAAGUUACAGAACGACAAUGUUAAAAGCGACCACUUACAUAUUAAUUAAAAAAAAAUAUAUUGCCGUAGUUAUAGAUAGAAUAGACAAAGAUCUGUGAUUAUUUAUGUUGUAAUUUCUUUGGGGCCAGUGUACUUAUAAAAAUAAUCAAAAAUAUUUCCAUUAACUUUUACAAAAUUUUAUAAAGGGCGAUUUAGACUUGCAGAUAAUAGUUCGGGGCACUUAUGAUUUUAUUGGGAACAAAAUAACAUAAAGCUGGGACUAGUCUUAAACGAUAGCUUUUAUAGCCCGAUUGAACAUACUAAAAGUCCCCAUAUCUCCCACUAGGGGAACACUGUCAUAAUGACGCCGCUAUCUUGGAUUUUUGACAUUUUUUUCUUAAUCUGGUCUUUACUCAAAAACUACUUAUUUUUAGAAAAAUUAUGAAGAGGGAAAAUUUUAAGACCGAUAAAAAUACUCUAAAUAGAGAUACCUCUGACCUUCCUAAGUACUACCCUUAUCAAGAUAUAUGUCUUGAAGUACCACUGACAUAUCGAUUUACUACAAAUUUUAAAAAAUUUAAACUAAAAUAACUUGGAUAAUUUUCCGUUUUGCUCGAGAGGUAAACAUUUAGUCAAAAAUCUAUGCACCGUCCGAUAGUACUUGCAGUACUAUCUAGCACUAACCAAGUACUACCCAACAACUGGCGAGUACACAAUAUCCUUAUGAACUAAUGUAUAUUAUUACUUCGAAGAGUAAAAGUUAUUCACAAAUUAUAAUUGGCCAAAAAUAUCUAAACCGCCUAACAAUAUUUGCAGUGCUGCCUAGUACUGCCCAAAAUGCGGUGUAUAACUACUGCCUACAGUUGUUGAUCUCUCGAUUAUGCAUGAAAACUAAUAAAAAAUUUGAAGCUAAUUAGUUUUUGAUCAUACACUCGUAUAUAGGAACAGCGAAUCUAUCCAGAUUUUGAAAUAGUCGAGGAAAGAAAACGUCAAAAGACUGGGUACUUCUGAAGAAUACCAGUUAACACGUUUAUUUUGUCGCUAUACAUACAAAAAAUAUAACUAAAAACUAAGGUAUCAACAUUUCUUCCUCAGGCUCGAUACCAUUCAUCGGAUUUAAUUCGGGGAUAUUAUCGCAAGAGUUUCCUUGGAAAAAUCUGCAUAAAUUUGAGCAAAAAAUGCUAGAUUUUUUACAGCUGCAUUGCUUUGUGCAUGAGGUUUUGCAGUUACAAAAAAUCAUCUUUAAAAUAAAUUCAGGAGCUACUUCUUGCUCCUUACUCAUCCCCACUCCAAUGGAUCAGGAGAGUAGCCUAACCAUUCUUGUAUUUGGAUAUAAAUUCUAAAGAUAUGGAAUUUUGCGGAAUCUGUGGUGGGAGGAAGAGCAGCCAAAUUGAAGUUUGUGCUAAGAUUUUGUCUAGCGGUUAUAGCAUUGUAUUUUUUAAAUCUUAAUUCAUCUAGUGAAAUUACUGAAGUUUCUCCGUAAAGAGAUAUACUAAAAAGCGCUCGCCAGCUUUCAAGACAUCAUCCUUAGCAGCAUUUGCAUGGUAAAAUACAGAAACAGCAUUUCUUAGCUCAGGAUUCUUCUCUAGAAGUUGAAGAACUUUAGUUUUCCGAUAUUUUAUAAACCACUAACUGUGUCGCAACCACCUGCAGCGUGAAUAAUUCAGAGAAUGGAUUUUCAGAUUUUUUAACAGCCGGCGUCUUUUAGAUGGUACCUAUAUGUAGUACAUUUCAGGAAGAUUUUCCGAAAAUGGAAUAUUUUGCAUGCUUCAUUAGAAACACGGCGUGCUAAUAAAUAAAAAUUUGCAUGACACAAUAUAAUAACUAAAAGUACACCGCUCGACGACACUACUUGCAGUACUGCCUUGUACUACCCAAGCACUACCUAGUACACAAAUUCCGGCCCUAGUCUGCCUAAGUACCAUCAAAGUUCUGCACAAGUAUUGCCUAAGUAGAAACUUCCCAGCUAUCUACUGUUUAAUCGACUGCUCAGAAAUAAUAUGUAAGCCACCCGACAGUAUACUUGCAGUACUGCCCAAAAAUUUUUACAGCUACUGUCCAAAAUUUUUCAUCCAUCGAUCUUGUCACUAGCCUUUUUAUAAACAGCAAAAUAUUUACUUAAUUCAGAUUAAAAACGAAAACUCGCCAAAAAAUGUUAUGUUGGUGCUCCUUCUACGUACCUAUCUUGGUAACGGUGCUACCUAGGAACCUCGAAGGUACCUUUAAUUAUAGAAAUUUUAUCGGUCUUUUAUUUAUCUUCCAACAUAUUUUCUUUAAAAGUUAAAAGUUUUUGAAUAAAUGGCAAAUUUAGGAAAAAAUGCCAAAAAUCCAAGAUGGCGGCGCCAUUUUGACAAUGUUCCCCUUAUGGAAGGCCAUGGGGACUUUUAGUAUGUUCAACAGGACCCUUAAAACUAUCAAUUAAGACUAAUCGCAGCUUUAUGUUAUUUUGUUCCCAAUUCGCCCUAUAGGAAAUUUCUAAGUGCCCCGCAUUGUAAUUUUAAUAAACCAGUUUACGCAAGCCAUUUUGUACAAAAUCUGUCUUUCGUUUACGCAUUCACUUAGUUGAUGCUAUUUGUAACUGUCUUUAUUUAAAUAUCCUAAAAGACAUAAACAUAUUGUCAAAAUAACCAAUGUAAAAUUAUUUAAAGACUGCUCAGCGACCGUUCAACGUUACGUCAUCAUUAUUUGUCAAAUAUGAGUUUUUGGGUAUGUCUGAGAUCAGUUCAUAUCGAAGAUAAAAUUUUAAGUACGUUCCUAUAUUAUUGAUAUUGAGCGAGUUCCUCAUCAAUAUGAACUUCCUCAUCAGUUAUGUUAGGUUAGGUUAGUUCCAAUCCUUUGGACUGUUGAAAUUCUUAUUUCUAAAGUAUCAGCAACUCGCUAUAUUAUUUAAUUCCGUCAAUAAAAUUAUAACCCCAAAUCAAAUGACAAUGACAGUUACUCAAAAGAAUAUGCAGUAGUUUACGAAAUGCCGUAAUGACGUCACCGGUCUCUCUUAUCUGGUUGUCAAGUGAUUGAGAGAGUUCGACAAUAUAUGACGUGACGUUGAAAUAUAGCUGAACAUUGUAUAAAACCAGACUGCACUAAUAUCAGUUAAAAAUAAAUAAAGUAUAAUAAAAGUAUCUGAGAGUUUAAACACCCCCUUUUAAUACAUAAUACAAAUAUUUUUAUUUAUUAUGGAUAACCAAUUAUUGAAUAUUACCCAGCUAAUAUUAUAAAAAAAUAAUCCCAAAGAAUUUUUUGUUUGUUAACAUUCAACAUUUUUGCUUAAAACGCUUUGGUUAAAAAUUUACAGUUUUUUUACCUGUCAUUGUGUGAACACAAUUUUUAACGUCAGGUGUAAACUAUUUAGUUUAUUAAUAAACCAACUUUAGUUACCUAGUUGAACCAUUGAUAGACUAAGAUCAUUACUAAAGUUUAACGAUAAAAUUAGAAGUAAUUCUGUAUCAACGCCAAGAACUGAAAAUAUAACUAUUGUUGUGUUUAUGUUUUAACUUUUUAAAUCAUUCUUCAAUGCCGAAAAUUUUACUAUACAGGGUGGUCCGAACUAUAUUCCGGAAACUUCGGCAGCAUAUUCUGCUGAU